AUUUGUCGGUGUGGUAACAUGAAAGAUUUUAGUAUAUAAGGCUCAAUAAUUGAAUCAAACGGCAGUGCAAUUGCAUUCGAUCAUCGAAUCACAUUGACCUCACAAAAUGAAGUUGGUUGCUGUUUUGUGCCUUGUUGGUCUGGCUGCCGCCUCCCCUCGUGGAGGUCUUGGCUCCGAGGGAUCCAUCUUUGAUUGGGAAUCCGGCAAGACCUACGUCUUCAAGUACAAUUCUCGUCAAUUGACCGGUUUCCCUGGUUUGGCCGCCGAGUACUCCGGUUUGGGCUUGGAGUCCCAAAUCCAUUUGUCCGUCCAGAGCUCCACCGAGUUCUCUCUCUCUGUCAAGGAGGCUCGUUACGUCCGCGUCAACGACAAGCUCCAAAGCAGAGGAAGCGAGAUGGAAACCAACUGGAGGAACUUGGAACUGCCCGAGUUCACCUCGGUGCCUUCUGAGUACGCCAAAUACUUGGAGAUCCCCACCAUCUUCCAAUUCGAGAAGAGGACCGGCGAGUUCUUGUCUUUGGUUGUCUCUGGUGAUGAGCCUGAAUGGUGUAUCAACUUCAAGAAGGCCUUGGUGUCUCUCAUCCAGACCAAGAUCCAAGAUUCUCAAUCGGCUGUUGAAAGCAACAAGAUUGAAUCUGGCAAGAACACCGAGACUUUCUGGAAGAUUAAGGAACAAUCCAUUGAUGGUGUGUGCGAGGUCAUGUACCAACUCAACGAGGUUCCUUCUUACAUGAUCAAGGACUUGCCCCGUCUUAGCGAAACUGAACAACACCAUGAAGCCUUGAAGCAGGUCUGCAAGGGUCAAAACCAACACUUUGAGUUGGUCAAGACCAAGGAUGUCAGCUCGUGCGAGAAGAGGUCUUCUUUCACUGCCUACAAGCCUGGAUACUUCCGAUGCCCCACCGGCAACUGUGACGGUAUGUGGUCCCGAAGCUCAAUUACCCGCUACAUUGCCUGUGGUUCCGUUGACAACUUGAAGGUGGUGUCCAUCUUUAACGAGGGUGAACUGUACCAGAACCUCUUGGCCAUCAACACCGAAAAUAUCCUGACCGGCACCAAGCAAACCAUGAAGCUCGUCAAGGUCGAAAACCACAGCGAGAUCAAGCGUCCCCACAACCCCAAGACCCUCAAGUCCCUCUUGUACACCUACAAGAUUCAAGACCGUCUCAUCUCUAAUGGCGAAGAAGCCGGCGAGGGCCGACAAAUGCAACAACAAAUGGACAACCAGGAGUCUCAAAAGUGGGCUACCGUUUACAAGACCCUUCCCCGCAACAUGCUGUUGACUGGCACCCAAGAUGAUGAUCGCAAGGUCCCCAUUGAAAAGAUCAAGGAGCAGAUCAAGCACCUGUUGAAGGAGCUGGUUGAAAAGGACUUGGUUUCCCAUGAGAACAUUGCUGAGAAGCAAAUCACCAUGAAUGCCUUGAACGUUGCCAGAGGAUUCUCCCUCUUGACCAAAAAGGACGUUGAAACCGUCUAUGAUCAAAUGAAGUCCGAGAUGUCCUCUGAGCACAAGAAACAAACCUUGAGGAACGUGUUCUUUGACACUCUCAUCAUGUCUGGAACUGAGUACAGCGUCAUUAUUGUGAAGAAGUACAUUUUGUCCGGCGAGAUCACUCCCGUUCAAAGUGCCUCCAUCCUCUUGAGCUUGCCCCACUACCUCAUCACUCCCACCCACAAGGUCAUGGAGGAGCUUUACGAGCUUGUCACCUCGUCCAAGAUCAAGGAGCAACCCCGUAUCUACAAUCACGCCAUCAUGAGCUACACUGUCCUUCUUGAGAAGGCCUGUGUUGCUGAUAACCGCAAGACCUCCUACCCUACCUUUGUCUUUGGAGAGUUCUGUCAACCUGAUUCUGAUAUUGUUGUCAACAAGUGGAUUCCCUUCCUCCAGAGAGAACUCUGCGAGUCCAGCUCCUCUGAGAUGAAGAAUGUCAUCAUCACCUCUUUGGGACUCCUGAGCCAUCGCAAUGUCAUCUCUAUCCUUGUGCCCGUCAUCGAACAAACCACCAAGGGCUCCAACCUCAACCGAUUCUUGGCCAUCUACUCUUUGGCACAUGCUGGCCGUCGCAACCCUGAGUUGACCAUUCCCAUUGUGUUCUCCGUGUUCAGCAACCGUGCUGAAUCCACUGAGGUGCGUGUGGCCGCUUUCAACACUCUGCUGAAGUUGAACCCCCCCAUGGCUGUUUUGCACAAGAUUGCUGCCUUCACCUGGUCGGAAAAGGACAUAGAGAUCCUGAAGGUUGUCUACACUGCCUUCUUCUCCUUGAAGGAGCAACGCGAGAUGGAACCUCUGAUGACCAGCAGCAUGAGCCUCCAACGCAAGGCUGCCAUUGUCUUCCCUCUGAUGAAGCCUGUUGAAGGUGUGUUCCCCUCCUCUGGAACCAUUUACUCGGCCGAGUAUCUCAAGGACUUGAAUAUUGGCUUCCAAGGUGUGUCCUCUUGGACCUCCUCCAAGGACUCCAUUAUUCCCACCGAGGUCUACACUAAGAUGGUCUACCUUAUGGACCGCUACACUUUCACUCCCAUUGAAAUUGGAGCUAGAAUUAAAGGAUUUGAGAACGUGGUUGAGGAACUCGUCAAGAUUGUGAGCUCUGGGACUGGUCGUGUCAGCGGUGAUUCUGAAGGUAUCUAUGGUCAGAUUAGAGAAUCGUUGGGAUCUGAAUGGAAGCAAGUGAUUGAUAAUCUUCGCAUCAAGGCUCGUGAGGGCACUGGUGUCGAAUCCUUGGUCUACAUCAAUCUGAUGGAAAAUGCCCCCAUCUUCAUGAGCCUUGAGGCUUCCUCCUCUGAAAUGAUCCGCGAAAAGAUUGUCCUUUUCAUGGAGAAUCCCAGCCUUCUCAGAGAGAAGUUUAAUGGAGAGAAUGAGAUCAACUACCAACGUGUGUUCUACCUGGCUCCUUCUGAGUUCAUGAUUCCCUCUGAUAUGGGUUUCCCUAUUCUGAUUGAGUUCCACAUGCCUUUGACCUUCUCCCUCCGUGGAAAGAUGAACGUUCAUUGGGAUAGCCGAGUUCCCUCUGUCAAGAUGAACGUCAAGACCUUGUUUGCCUCCCAAUACACUGGAUGGGUUGGAACCAUUUGUCCCUUCACCGAGGAAUUCGUUCUUACCGGAGCUGAUGAGCACUCCGUUGUCAACCUACCAGCUGACUUCUCCAUCGACCUCAAUGUUCAGGACCAAAAGCUGAAGAUCCACGCCAAGGUUUUGCCCGAGGUCUCCGAGACUGUUGACCUUUUGCACUUCCACGUGAGGCCAUUCAUGGUCUACCAGAAGAACUGGGACCUCACUCCCAUGACGUUGAGCCACAACAUCAAGUUCAUCAACUCUCAGCAAAAGGAACAAGUUGUCUCCAAGAGCUUUGGUGACUAUUUGGGUCUCUCUCUUAAGGGUGUCCUGAAGACCGAAUCGCCUUUCGCCAAUAUGUAUUCUUUCACUCGCAAGAUGAGACUGUUCAACUUGAACCCUUUGAACUUGAUCCGAUUCAGCUGGGCCAACACUGCCUUGAAUGAAAAUGAGAUGCCCUCUAUCCGCAAGCACGAGUACAAGCUCCAAUACAAUCCCACUGAGUCUCAUACCCGUGAGAUUGAGAUCAUUGUUGCCACUGGAUGUGCCAUCAAGAACUUGGAUUCCCAAGUCAGAUACCACGCCGUCAGAGCUAAGCGCGAGGGUGAGGGAGGUCUCCCCUUUGAAGUCCGUGAGGUCACUGACUCGUCUGUCCACCCCAAGCGUCAAGAGAUGGUCCGUCAAACCCUGGAGAAGAUGGAUAUCCAAUCUGGAGUUGGUGUCACUUUCUUGACCACCAUUGCCCUGAAGGGAUCCCGCACCCGCUCUCUAAGCUAUGCUCUGAACUUGGCUGGAGGAGCUGAAGGACUCAAACAAAAGUGGUCUGUCACUUUGGAGUCUGAGACCACCAACAAGAAAGUUUGUGUGAACGGUAUGGUUCAUUUGCCCAACUCUCCAAUGUGGAGAGUCAAGGAUGUCCGAGCUACCAACUGGAACUACUACUUCAAGAAUGUCAUUGGCUUUGGUCAGCAAUGCACUGAGUCGCAAAUCAAGAUUGAGGGAACCAGCAAGGUCUCUGAAGAACAAAAGGAAUGGAGCAGGGAGUCCCCUGAGGCCAGGGAGUUGUACAAAAUUGAGCAGAAGAGUGGCAGUGUUGCCGAGUUCUCUGAGCAAGCUGAGCAAGUCAAGAUCCAAGCCAGCACCAUUGAUGAGAUUGACUAUCGCGUGGAAUACCAGAAAGUUCCCAGGGUGAUCAUGCAAUGGAACAGCCGUGCCAUUGAGAUGCUCAAGGGAUACUGGUGGGCUUACUUGAAAGCCUCCACCCCCACCAACACCCACUUCCAUGAGGAGUCCCAAUCCGACACUGAGAAUGUCCACAUCAAGAUCCAUCCCAGAAGCAAGGUGUUUGACCUCACCAUCAACCGUCGCAGUGAAAUGGUCAAGUUCCAAGGCAUCCGAAUCCCCUACCCUUUCACCUAUUUCUUCCCUACUUCCGCCAUCCAAGGCAGCAAGGGUAUGAACAUCCAGAGCAUCAUGGGUAAGAACGUCUAUCCCGAAUGUCGCUUGCACAAGGACUCCAUCCAGACCUUUGGCGAGAAGACCAUCCGUGUUCCUAGCAUUCAUGAUCAAUGCUACCAUCUUUUGGCUGCUGAUUGCUCCGAGAAUAAGCGAUUUGGUGUCAUGGUCCGUUCUCUGGGACACAGCGCUGUCCAAGGCAAUGAAGUGAAGAUCUUCUUGGGACGUACUAAGAUUGUUUUGACCCCCGGUUCCUCUUACUCCUCUUACAACAAGCACAUGAAGGUUGUGGUUGAUGACUCCGAAAUCUCUCUUGUCAAAGAUUCUGCAAAGGAUAUCAAGGACAAGUCAGGAAACCGCGUGGCCACUGCCUACCUCACCCGUGAUAAUGCCAUUGUUUUCAAAUCAACCAUCCUGAACAUCCAGUUUGACGGUGAGAUGAUUGACAUUAAGAUGUCUCCCCUUUUCAAGCGCAAGACUUGCGGCAUCUGUGGCUCGGCCAAUGGCCAAAUCAAGGGUGCCCUUGUCGGUCCCCAAGGUUGUGUUUACUCCAAGCCCGAGAUCUUUGCUGCUUCUUACCGUGUGGAACAUGGCUCUGAGAACUGCAAGCCCCUCCCCAAGAAAGUCGAGCAAGAGUUGAUCAAGGAGAAUGAAGAAUGCGCCACCUACAAAGAAAUUCCCACCAAGGUUACUGGAUCCUUCAAGGCUCAGGCUGGCGAGUGCACCGUCCACCGUCAUGAGAUCAUUGAGAAGUCCAAUGAGUUGUGCUUUUCCAAGGUCCCCUUGACUGAAUGUGGUGCCCAAUGCCGCCCUGCCCCUGAGGAAGGUCUCCUGAGGAAAGAUGUCGACUUCACUUGCAUGGAAAAGAACCGCAUGUCUUACCAUUAUGUGGAGAAGAUCCGCAACCAACAGGUGCUUCGAGAGCUCAAGACUCUUCCCACUUCUUUCUCCUUGUCCAAGGAAAUGCCCCGUAUUUGUGUGCCUGUCCAUGGAUUGUAAAUCACGCAACCUUACAUCCCAGACUUCUUCCAUCCGUGAGAUAUGGGAAGCAUACUUCUGAACUAACUUUUUUAGAAACACUGGCAUAUUGAAAAACAUUGAUUCAGACGUGAAUAAAUGUAACCGAUGAGUCAA
Messenger RNA from Tigriopus californicus, 5641 nucleotides. Its product is annotated as vitellogenin-like. NCBI's taxonomy places the organism in Eukaryota, Metazoa, Arthropoda, Copepoda, Harpacticoida, Harpacticidae. The record is from RefSeq and is a predicted model, not a curated record. The transcript has 5 exons. Bases 107 to 5506 code for a protein of 1799 amino acids. Gene Ontology annotation, biological process: lipid transport. Gene Ontology annotation, molecular function: lipid carrier activity.